AUGUCAGCUAAACUAAGAUCACAACCAAUUCCAGUUGUACCUCAUACACGAAUUGAAGAGGAAAGCGAUCUAGAUAAAAUUUAUCAUCGCGUCAAAACUUUAGGUAAAGGAGGUUUUGGUGUUGUAUAUAAGGCAGUCCAUCGUCAAAGUGGACGCCACUGGGCUAUUAAAAUCAUCCAUAAAGAAAAGGCUGGUAGCUCAGCUAUUCGUAAUCUCGAGCGCGAAGUAAAUAUCAUGAAAAUGGUACAACAUGAACAUAUUGUCAAAUUACAUGAAGUUUACGAAACAUCCAAGCAAAUGUAUUUGGUUAUGGAAUUAUGCGAUGGUGGAGAGAUAUUGAUCGAUUUAAAAAAUCGUGGUUCUUAUACAGAAAAUCAAACAAGAACUAUUAUGAAGCGGCUAGCAAGCGCUGUAGCUUAUCUAGACGAUCACAAUAUCGUCCAUCGGGAUUUGAAAUUAGCCAAUAUAUUACUGAAAAAGUCAGGAGAUGAGCGUUCACUGAAUAUUAAGGUGAGCGAUUUUGGAUUAGCUUGCAUAGUUUUGGAUCAAUCUGGUUAUGCUAUGAUGCAGACUACUUGUGGCACUCCAUUAUAUAUGGCUCCUGAAGUUAUUAAUGAUUUAGGCUAUACGCGAAAAUGUGACGUUUGGAGUAUUGGAGUCAUCAUGUAUAUGUUAUUAUGCGGUGAAGGCCCUUUUAUUGCAGAUGAUGAAGAUAAACUUUUUGAAUUAAUUAAGAAGGGAGAAAUUACUUUUAAUCAACCAAUUUGGAAGACCGUUAGUGAUUCCGCCAAAGAACUGCUCCAACGUAUUUUAUGUGUUAAUACUGCAAAACGCUAUACUGCAAAGGAAAUUCUCAAUCAUUCAUGGAUUACUGUAUGUGUUUGA
This is a messenger RNA of Trichoplax adhaerens, 885 nucleotides long. RefSeq lists its product as uncharacterized. Gene Ontology annotation, biological process: protein phosphorylation. The coding region runs from base 1 to 885 and encodes 294 amino acids. The transcript is spliced from 9 exons. NCBI's taxonomy places the organism in Eukaryota, Metazoa, Placozoa, Uniplacotomia, Trichoplacea, Trichoplacidae. The record is from RefSeq and is a predicted model, not a curated record. Gene Ontology annotation, molecular function: protein kinase activity; ATP binding.